AUGGAGCUUUUUGAAGUUCUUGGGUUCCCGGAAAUUGAGCCGCUGAAACGGAUUGAUGGCACGCCUCUAGGGAAUGAAUUGCCGACCCAGCUGAUCAAGGCAGCGGAAUGGACUGAGUGGAUAGACGAGGACGACGAAGAUAUUCGGCUCCUUGAUUUUGGAGAGAGCUCCUUUCAAGGACAGGAACCUCAGAAGCUAGCCCAGCCGGGUUCAUUAAGGGUACCAGAGACGAUUUCCACUGACAGCUUUGUGACUAUCGUGUCGACUUAG
Penicillium samsonianum is the source of this 270-nucleotide messenger RNA. RefSeq lists its product as uncharacterized. NCBI's taxonomy places the organism in Eukaryota, Fungi, Ascomycota, Eurotiomycetes, Eurotiales, Aspergillaceae. The coding region runs from base 1 to 270 and encodes 89 amino acids. The transcript is spliced from 2 exons. The record is from RefSeq and is a predicted model, not a curated record.